Molecule: messenger RNA, 3255 nt
Organism: Colletotrichum acutatum
Lineage: Eukaryota; Fungi; Ascomycota; Sordariomycetes; Glomerellales; Glomerellaceae
Product: hydantoinase/oxoprolinase
Exons: 3
Coding region: 215-3208 (997 amino acids)
Biological process (GO): glutathione metabolic process
Cellular component (GO): cytosol
Molecular function (GO): 5-oxoprolinase (ATP-hydrolyzing) activity
Source: RefSeq, a predicted model, not a curated record
AUCUCCGACAACACGAGCUUUGGCCAAGAAUUUGCGACGUUGCCAUCGGGGUCUGUUAACGCGAAUAGCUUGGAGCAAAAGAAAUGAGCGCUGGUUAGGUAUAUGAGACUGGUACAAUCGUACUGAACCGAGUUGCUGAACUGUAGACCUGGGCAAAAGCAACAAGCUGGCAAUAUUGCAACAAUCCGAGCUGCUGUCUGACUUAAGUACGAACAUGGGAGAAAUGCCACCAUCACAACGUACUGUUCGAAUUGGUGUUGAUGUUGGAGGAACAAACACGGAUGCCGUCGCAAUCGAUUUAAGCCUCCAAAAUACUGCAGAACGCGGGGUUCUAGCGCAUUUCAAAACUCCCACGACCCCCGAUGCAAGCGCAGGCAUCGAGACCGCCGUUAGCACUGUCCUCGCCGCCGCCAGCUUGACAGACUCGCCGGAACGUAUCGCAAGUGUGACCAUCGGAACAACACACUUUAUUAAUGCAGUCAUCGAGCGUGAUGUCCGUCGCCUGCAGCGCGUGGGUGUCCUCCGACUUAGCAAAUCCUUCUUGCGUGAGGUGCCCGCUUUCGCCGAGUUCCCUCCGGACCUAGCAGCCGUGAUCCAGUCUUACGUGGGCAUCGUCGACGGCGGAUUACACAUUGAUGGCUCACAAGAGGCGCCGGUGGUGGAAUCUCAGGUCGUUGCCGAGUGCGUCAAGAUCCGCGAGAGUGGUGUCGGCGCCGUUGUGGUAUCUGGUGUUUACUCACCUAUAGACGAAGUCUUUGGGCAGGAGGAAAAGGUUCGCGACAUCAUUCUCCGUGAAGUCCCUGGCGUAGACGUUGUUUGCAGCAAGGAAGCUAGUGCGAGCAUUGGCUUCAUUGAGCGAGAGAAUGCUGCCAUCCUGAACGGCGCUAUCCUGCGCUAUGCAAGGAAGACUGUGAGUAGGUUUCGUCUUGCAAUGAAGAGACUCAACCUAUCUUGCCCUCUUUUCUUGACGCAAAACGAUGGCACCAUCCUCGACGCGGCGUCUGCGGCCAAGAUCCCAAUUCGGACGUUCUCGAGCGGUCCAACGAACUCGAUGCGCGGCGCGGCAUACCUCGCGGGUCUAGACACUGGCGGUGACAGCUCUGCUAUCGUGGUCGACAUUGGCGGGACUACAUCUGACGUUGGCGUUCUGCUUCCGUCAGGUAUGCCGCGACAAGCAUCAGCAUACGUUACCGUGGCCGGAGUAAGAGUCAACUACUCGAUGCCUCAUCUUCACUCCAUCGGUCUCGGAGGAGGUUCCAUCGUCAGAAACGUAGAUGGCAAAGUCAAAGUUGGCCCAGAGUCUGUCGGACUCGAGCUGACCACACGCGCACUUGUCUUUGGCGGAGAUGUUUGCACGACGACGGACAUCGCAGUCGCAGCUGGCAAAGCAGUCGUGGGCACAACUGAGCACGCCAACAGCCUAGAUUCUACCUUCGUAGAAGAGGCAAUUCUCCGCAUCAAAGCACUGCUGGAGGGUGCUGUUGAUGUUAUCAAGACUUCGCCCGACCCCGUCCCGGUACUCCUCGUCGGCGGAGGUGCCAUUUUAUCACCGGAAAGCCUGAAAGGUGCCUCCAAGCUCGUCCGACCGCCCUUCCACGAUGUUGCCAACGCUGUCGGGGCUGCCAUUGCACGAGUAUGUGGCGCUGUUGACAUCGUGCAGGGAACAACUCACCAGACAGAAGGGCAAGCCAUCGAGAAUGCGAAGAGGAUGGCCGUCGAGCGCGCUAUUGCUGCUGGUGCGAUCCCGGAAAGCAUCAAGAUUGCCGAAAUCGAGACGAUGCCGCUACAAUACGUCGCCAACCAGAUCCGAACACUUGUCAAAGCAGUUGGCGACAUUGACCUCCAUGCCAAGUUGGAAGUGGUAGUCGAGGACGCAGGAGAAGAGGACGGCGAGGAGCAGGUUGAAGCGACCAAAGACUUGACCCGGGCUACCGUGGAAGAAGAAAAGAUCGACCCAGCCAAGUACAAGCCGACCGUGACUCGGAAUGCGAGCGGUGUUUCGGAAUGGCAUAUCACUGAAACUGACUUGGAGUAUCUUGCCGAUGGCUGCUACGUGCUGGGAUGUGCAGGUGGUGGGAGCCCGGCCGCGUCAAAGAUCCAGCUUCGGAACAUGCUCAGAGCCGGAUACAAGAUGCGUGUCAUUGAGCCAUCCUCGCUGAAGGAUUCAGAUGUCAUCUACUGGGGGGGCCACAUGGGCUCGCCUGCUGUCUCCAUCGAACGACUGCAGUCAAUCGAGACGGUAGAUGCGUUUAAAGGCUUGAUGGAGUACCUUCGCCAUGACAAGUUCGACGCUGUGAUGGGUCUCGAAAUUGGUGGUGCCAACGGCCUCGAACCUUUCCUCGUUGGCUCGUCCCGAUUCUAUGAUAGCCCAAUCAUUGACGGCGACUGGAUGGGCAGAGCGUACCCGACGUACUGGCAAACCACAUUGGCCGUACAUGCCCCGUUGGAGUUGGUACCGUGUGCCAUCGACUCAGGUGACGGCAAAACAAUCGUCAUGACCAGAGCGCCCAACGACGAAAUUGUUGACCGUGCUCUUCGCGCCUCCUGCUCUGAGAUGGGCUCGCGUGUAGGCAUGGCAGCCAAGCCGACGACAAGCGAUAAGGUUAAGAAAUUCGGUGUUCUGAAUACCGUCUCUCUCGCAUGGCGGAUCGGGCGCUGUAUUGCGCUCUGCCAAGCGACCAACACCAUGAGCACGAUCGCCGAGUCCAUCAUCAAGGAAGCCGGUGGUCUUGAGGCUGCCAAGGUCUUGUUCAGGGGCAAGAUUAUGAAGGUUGAGAGGCGCCUUUUCAAGGGCCAUUCUUACGGUGAGGUGCAUAUCGCCGCCUUUGAGAGCGGCGAUGACGACGAAGCUGCGAACAACAAGGAGAGGGUUGCUGCCGUCGCGCAAGGGGGCACGAUGAAGAUCCCUUUCAAGAACGAGAAUAUCCUGGCAGAGCACACUGAUGAGGGCGACAAAACUAGCAUAGUGGCUGCUGUGCCAGAUCUGAUCUUAAUCUUGGACAACGAGUCGGGCCGGGCUCUCGGAGUGCCUGAGUUCAAGUACGGGUACAGAGUCACCGUGAUUGGUAUUACUUGCUCGCCGCGAUGGACCGAGACUCAAGCUGGUCUAGACAUUGGUGGACCGAAAGCGUUUGGGUACGACAUCGACUACAAACCGCUAGGGAAAUAUGUAGAGCCUCGAAGUGUCCUGGAAGAGUACUCCGAUUAGGUUCAGAACAGAUGAUAGGCAUUGGAAAUUUCGGGACCGUCUUUAGC